Molecule: messenger RNA, 1496 nt
Organism: Periophthalmus magnuspinnatus
Lineage: Eukaryota; Metazoa; Chordata; Actinopteri; Gobiiformes; Gobiidae
Exons: 3
Coding region: 137-793 (218 amino acids)
Molecular function (GO): protein binding
Source: RefSeq, a predicted model, not a curated record
CGGCAUAAACAACAUCACAGCGACUCUUAACGCGCAGAGCGAAGGACAAGGACACAGUACACGUUAGUUAUUUAGUCGUGCAUCCUUGCUUUGCGUUUUUUCCAUCUGAUACUUGAACGAAGAGGACAUUGUCAUAAUGGGACCAAACGACACAACUGACAUCGAGUCUCUGCAGAAAGGAGACGCUCGGCGCGGCCGGGGGCUGGACUUCUGCCUGGUUCUGUCGGUGAUAGUUUUGUUCACGGGACUAGUGGCUCUUGCAGUCGCAGGGGUCCUGGUGAUCCACGAUCUUCAGUCACAGCUGCAGCACAAGCGCGUUCAGUCUGUGCCUCCGGUGCCAGAGGCGGCGCACGUCGUUGUAGACGCACCUGGCAAGAGCCUUAAGAUGCAGAGUGUAUAUCUGGGGGCAACUUCAUAUGAGCUAAACAAUAAAACUAUGACUUUGGAUCCUCAGUCUGAGAGGCCUCUGGGAAGUAACUUUGAGUUCAACCCUGUGCGUCACACCCUGUCAGUCAAACACGGCACCUACUUCCUGUACAUGGAGGUGAAUGUCACAUGUCUGUCCCGCUGUCAGUCAGGUGUCUUCACGAUCCGGGUGUCCGAUAAACUCAGCUGCGAAAUGAAGCUCCCAAACUCCACAGACUCCCAGCCGAUACAGAGGAAGUGCUGGACAGUGACGUCUCUGAGUAAGAAGACAGAACUGCUGGCCCAGAUGACGCUCCCCCACGGGCCGCUCCCCCACUGGAGACUGGAGCUCCGAGGCUCUGGCUUUGGUUUGUUUCUGGUGAGCUAAUCAGGACCAGCACCAGUGUAACUGCUAAAGGACAGAAGAGGGGCAACAGAACCACAGACGUUCUCUAGCCCUACAGAAGUGGACCAGAAAUUUGUACUUAUUAUGGACUAUAUUUAUUGACACAUAUGAUUGUAUUUAUUUAUUUAUUAUUGUAUUUUAAGAUGUUAAAAAUUACACUACAUUAGUGUAACUUGUAUUAAGUGUUAGACACUGCAUUCUUAGCUUCCUGAAAAGAUAUUUUGUAGAACUAAUGGGAUUAUUUAUUGUAUAUUUUCUAAAUGGUGUUCAUGAUGACUAUUCUGCUGCUGUUUCUUGAAUAUUUUUCUCUCUCUAAAAUGAGUGGUGUCAGAGUGAGGGAUUGCCUUAUUUUCAUGAAUUAUCAAUAACAAUAUCACAACAUUCACAUUAUAUACAAUUAAAGUUACAUGAAUGUCACUGCAAUUUUAUACUUCUGAACAAUAUGAGAAAGUGACCAUGGCAAACCCUCGGAUGGAAAAAAAAAAUUGUCUGCAAUGGGAAAGUUCCCUGUCGAAGUGGCUAAUGCCGAGAACUAGAUCAACACAAUUUCCUGUUUAUUUACUUUGCGGCUACAAAAUAAAGAGCUGAAUUUGCAGCUAUCUGUAAAACAAAACAUUGUUUUGGUAUACAUUUGAAUUUAAAGUGUGUAAUAAACACUUUGACACUUAUAAGGAUCAUUAUUGCC